Messenger RNA from Capsicum annuum, 3289 nucleotides. RefSeq names its product pentatricopeptide repeat-containing protein At3g46790, chloroplastic. Gene Ontology annotation, biological process: RNA modification. Lineage: Eukaryota; Viridiplantae; Streptophyta; Magnoliopsida; Solanales; Solanaceae. The coding region runs from base 473 to 2299 and encodes 608 amino acids. Gene Ontology annotation, molecular function: RNA binding; zinc ion binding; protein binding. The record is from RefSeq and is a predicted model, not a curated record. The transcript is spliced from 2 exons.
AAAUUCAUUUGUCCCUUCAAUUUCACCCCUCCCGCAACAGCACACCAACUCUUCCUAAACGUAAAUAUUGUUCUAUCUUAAGGAUUACGAAAUUGCUAACAAAAAAAUCACAAUUCCAAAGAUAAAAUCCGAAAAAAAACUAGUAAUAUGACUCAAGUUAUCGUAAAGAUAUAAAGGGGAAGAAGUGGGGAAAACUUACCUGAGUGAUUUGCUGUUGAAAUUGCUGUACUGAUUUUAGUUUCCAUAGCUGUAGAAAGGUUUGGCAGUUUAUCAAAAAUAGCCUCUCCACCAAUUAAGGUAGGGCAAGGUCUGUUGAGGCUCUACGCUGAAUGACACUUCUAAUGGAUUACACCUGACAAUGUUGUUGUAGUUGUAGAGAGGUUUAUUUUUGUAGUAUUGGACUUUGCCGCCCUUUAUUAUUUGUUACUGUUACUGUCGAAUUCCUUCGUUUUCCUCGUACCAAACAUUUCAAAUGAUAUCAAUUAUUACAAGUUGGUCCGCUCGUAAGCACACAUUCUUGGGAUUCAUUUUUCAAAUUCAUCAGUAUCAUCAACACUUAUUUCCUCAAAAUCCAACUCAACAUUACGCUUCUCUUCUGCAAUCUUGCAUCGCCCGAAAAGCAGUUGAACCUGGAAAGCAGCUCCAUGCGCAUCUAUGCCUCACCGGUUUCGGCUACAACAUCAAUUUAGCAACAAAGCUUGUCAAUCUAUACUGCGUUUGUGAUAAGUUGACGAAUGCCCGCAAUUUGUUUGAUAGAAUUCCCAAAGGAAAUAUUUUUCUUUGGAACGUUUUGAUUCGUGGGUAUGCUUGGAAUGGACCAUACGAGGGUGCAAUUAACCUGUAUUAUCAAAUGUUUAAUUAUGGUCGUGUUCCUGAUAAUUUUACCUUUCCGUUUGUUCUUAAAGCGUGUUCGGCAUUGUCAGCGAUUGAAGUGGGGAAGGAUAUACAUGAAAAUGCAAAGCGAACGAAGUGGGAUAAGGAUGUUUUCGUUGGUGCUGCUCUUAUUGACAUGUAUGCUAAAUGUGGUUGUGUUGGUAGGUCGAGGGAGGUGUUUGAUAAUGUCAUUGAGAGGGAUGUAGUUGUUUGGAAUUCAAUGCUUGCUUCUUACUCACAAAAUGGUCACCCUGAGGAUUGUUUGACUUUAUGUGGUGAAAUGGCAUGUGGAGGUGUUAGACCCACUGAGGCGACCUUGGUCACUGCAAUCUCUGCUUCUGCUGAUGUUGCAGGCCUUCGACAGGGAAGGGAGCUUCAUGGGUAUAGUUGGAGACGAGGUUUUGACUCUCAGGACAAAGUGAAGACAGCACUUGUGGAUAUGUAUGCCAAGAGUGGGUCGGUGAAGGUUGCGAGGAUCUUGUUUGAAGGACUACAGGUGAAAAGAGUUGUUUCUUGGAAUGCUAUGCUCACCGGAUAUGCAAUGCACGGUCAUGCUGAUGCAGCACUUGGUCUGUUUAAUGAGAUGGUUGGCAAAGCUCAGCCGGAUCACAUAACUUUUGUAGGUGUUUUAUCAGCUUGUAAUCAUGGAGGUCUGCUGAGUGAAGGGAGGACAUAUUUUGAUUCAAUGGCAAGAGAUUAUGGAAUUGAACCAACCAUUCAGCACACUACUUGUAUGGUUGAUCUCUUAGGUCAUUCUGGUUGCUUAGAUGAGGCUUAUGGACUUAUAACUCAGUUGAAAGUUAUGCCGGAUGCUGGUGUCUGGGGCGCAUUUCUUAAUUCAUGCAAAAUCCAUGGUCAUGUGGAAUUUGCAGAAUUGGCAUUAGAGAGGUUGAUUGAGCUUGAGCCCGAUGAUGCAGGCAAUUACGUAAUCCUAUCGAAUAUCUAUGCCCAAGCAGGUAGAUGGGAAGGUGUUGCAAAGCUUAGAGACUUAAUGAACGAACGAGGUGUAAAGAAAACCGCCGCAUACAGUUGGAUUGAAGUUAAAAACAAAGUACAUGCCUUUCUCUCGGGGGAUACAUCUCAUCCUAUGUCUGAUGAUAUUUAUGCAGAGCUACAGAGCUUAGGAGCACGAAUGGUACAAGCUGGCUAUGUGCCAAACAUUACUCCUGUUUUCCAUGAUGUGGAAGAUGAUGAGAAGCGCAGAAUGGUGUGCAGCCACAGUGAAAGGCUAGCGAUUGCUUUUGGACUAAUUAGUACACCCCCAGGGACAAAGCUGUUGAUCACCAAGAACCUCCGAGUUUGCGAGGACUGCCAUGUUGCAAUCAAGUUUAUCUCAAAGUUAACAGAGAGAGAAAUCUCUAUCAGAGAUGUAAAUCGCUAUCAUCAUUUCAAAGAUGGCAUCUGUUCUUGUGGAGAUUAUUGGUGAAAUGGGUUCAGGAAUUUCAGUGUCUACAAGGGAAAUGUUAAACCAAUUACUCCUUGAAAAAGAAUUGGCUCGUCUAACUGAGUAAAAAUGUAUUGGCUCGUCUAACUGAGUAAAAAUGUAAGUCAUGACUGUUUUGUCAAAAAGCCAUAACUCUGUAAAUGUAACCAUGUUCUUGUUCUCAACAAAGAAGCAGUUCUAAUUGGUUUCAGCGAAGAGAUAUUGGGUUUGGCCAACGUAAAGAUCUUGUAAGGGCCAUGGUAGGACGUUGAAGAUAAACUCUGAUUCAUUCCUGCAAUUAAUCUCUAAUGCUACUCGUCACGUCACGUCACGUCAAGCAUAAUCUACUCUUGCAGCUCAUACAUAGAUUCGCCACUUCAGAAUACAUCUUUACAUGAUAUAGUUAAUGGCACUUGGUGCAUUUCAGUGGUAAAAUUACAUUGAGAAUUUGAAACUGCAGCCAGAGCUUUAUGCGAACAUGUGUUUAAUAAGUUUGCUGAUUCUUUUCAUGCAUAUGUACUUGUAACUGCGAUAUGUGGUGUAUUUCUUUGUCCAUAAACUCCUACGACUGAGUCGAAGCCAGCAUUGCUAGUCAAAUGGCAAAAGACCAAUUCUACCAUAUUCUCAUCGAAAGUAUUGAUCUCAAACAGUUGGUCAUGACCGAAAGCCUAUAUACUUUGAAUAACAUCUUCAGUCUCCAAGCAAACCACUGGCCAUGUCAUUUUAGCAUUAGCUACCAAAACAGAGCAACAUGUCUGACCGUGGCAAAGUCUUUAUUCAGACCAGACCAGACCAGCAGGUACUAUUCAUUUGAAUGGGGACAGUGUGGUUCCGCCUGAAUGUCAGCCCAACCCAUCAAUCCUCGGAUUAGUGUAGAACUUACCUAGCCACCUAUAGUACACAUCCACAAAACUAACAUUUUUGACAACAGCGUUUAUACAUCUUUGUACUGUAUUUAUGCACUCUAUAAAUAGUGUAUCUACAUUGUAUAAA